Colletotrichum aenigma is the source of this 627-nucleotide messenger RNA. RefSeq names its product LysM domain-containing protein. The coding region runs from base 1 to 627 and encodes 208 amino acids. NCBI's taxonomy places the organism in Eukaryota, Fungi, Ascomycota, Sordariomycetes, Glomerellales, Glomerellaceae. The transcript is spliced from 3 exons. The record is from RefSeq and is a predicted model, not a curated record.
AUGUCGUCCGUUAGCAUUAAGAGCACUUUUGUGCUUCUAGGCAUGAGCGCUUUGAGCCUUUCUGCCACAAUCCCUCUCCGUCGCAGCAACACUACCAGCAGCGAUUCUGAAACGGUUCGCCUCAUGGCCUCGACUCCUCAACUGGAGUACGACCCGCAGACCACGGCGAAUUGUACUUGGUGGUAUGACAAUACCCAGGCUACGAACUGCAAUGAUUUGCUGGCCACCUUUGAGACUGUUCCUAGCCCGACUGACCCCGAGACUCCUCCGGCGACAACCACUGCUCCGUCCAAUGGCAUCACUCUCGCUAACUUCCUCGCCUGGAACAAGGGGGCUGGCAGCAACUGCGGCGGACUCUGGGCAGAUGCUUACGCCUGCGUUGGCGUUGUUGGAGGCAGCACUACCCCGACCAACCCUGGCAAUGGCGUCCAGACGCCGACGCCAAUUCAGAGCGGCAUGACAACCAAAUGCAAGAGCUUCCACUUUGUCGAGUCGGGACAGACCUGCGCGGCUAUUGCACCAAAGUACGGCGUCACUGUCGCCAGCCUAAUCUCUUGGAACCCUGCGGUUGGAUCGGGCUGCAAUGGCAUGUGGGCUGAGACUUACCUGUGCGUUGCUGUCUUGUAA